GAAAAAAAAGAAAUCAGUUCCUUUAUUUCUUUCUUCGUUUUCGAGCGCGCCAAAUGUCGGACGACGACCUGAGCCAGCUCGAUGCGCUGACCGAAGACACUCACAGCAGCAACAUUAGCGACGAGAGUGUUGUUCUCGGCCUGCACGAGCACGGGGACGGCAACGACGUGUCGCUGUUCGACGAGCACCCGCUCGAGCACGACGAUGAGGGUGAAGAAGAGGACCUGUACGGCGGCGGCGGCGGCGGCGGCGACCCGUUCCAGGAGCAGCCGUUCCAAGAGGAAGGCGAAAUGGAAGAGCUCGACCACCUUGACACAGCCGAGCUCGAGUUUGGCGCCACAGAGCAUCCCGGCGACAGCAGCACAGCUGAGGCCGGGUUUGAGUUUGGGCGGGAAAAUUUGAAUGUGGAUUCAAUGCGCCUGCUCGAUGCACUCAAUGCCGACGAGUCGCAGCUCGCAGACGACAGACACGCCCUGCCAUCAGAAGAAACAGACGCGACGGACAAAGCUACACACAGUCAACACAUGCAGGCGGACUCGGCGCCAUCGGAACAACGGCAGAGAGUCGUGGCGGCGGGCGCUGCUGAGACCGACAGCCGACCGGCACUCCAGCGCGCGCUCGAGCCCGCAGCAGCUGCCAGUCGACCACUGCUGGCAUCGACAGCCACUCGCGUCUCACCAACGAGGCUUGGCGGCGGCGGCGGCGGCGGCGGCGACGCGUACGAGAUGGCCAUCCUUGGCGGCACUCCCGCGCGCGGACCUGCUGGGACGAGCUCCGCUCUUCCAGCAAUGACAACCCCACAGAGGCGCGUGGGUCCCACCCGCUACAUGAGUCUGGAUCUUGUUCGUCUGUUGAGCAAGAAGCAGGACCCCAGAGACGUGAUUUCACUCACACUCAGCUUCCCGAACGACCCGAUGGCGGGAAAGUUUGAUCGCAUCGAGCAGCUCGACGCGUUGGUGAAUUUGCGCGUGCUGGAUCUCAGUUACAAUUUGCUUGCUCGCAUUGAGGGCCUUUCUCGCCUGGCCAACCUUCGCGACUUGGAUCUCUCACAUAACAACAUUGAGCGCAUUGAGAAUAUCGAAUCGCUCGGCCAGCUGGCGCGCCUCAAUCUCGAGCACAACAACAUUCGCGCCAUCUCUACGUCCGUGCGGAGCCUCCGGAAUCUCAAAGUGCUGCUGCUGGGGAGCAACCGUCUUGAGAAUCUUGGCGAUCUGGACGUGUUGAGUCCGCUGAUCAAUCUAGCAGUGCUCACGCUGUCCGGCAAUCCCAUGGCUGUUCCACUGCACGCGCGCGCCUAUGCCAUCUUUACUGUGCGCUCUCUUGACACGCUGGACGGCGUUCAAGUUUCGUCCGCGGAGCGAGAGCAGGCUGCAGUGCAGUUUGAGCGAGCUGCCCUUCUCCAAGCGGAAACCCACGCCCAGACGCUCGAUCGAGAGCGCGCAGCAGUCACACAAAAGCUGUCAGUGACCGAGUCGAAGGUCGCACAAACGCAAGCGCAGGCUGACGCGCUUUCCCGCAAGAAUCGCGAAUUGAGCGACGAAGUUGCUCGAUUGGCGGCCGAGCGAGCUAUUGAAGCCGAGAAGCUCUCCAAACUCGCGGCAGAAAACGCCUUGCGAGACAGCUUGCUGGUAAAAUGGCAGCUCGAGCACUCGGAAAAGGAACACAACGAGUUGCUGAAAGCGGCAGGCCCCACCACUCCGGCUCGCUCAACUGGACGAGCAGCGUUUGCACCAGCCACCGCGCCCACGCGCUUUGCAACCAUGCCCGGAUUCACUCCUCGCAGGCCCACCACUGGCCAGCAGCAGGGUCUACUUCAAGCUCCUGCAACCACGAUGCCUGCCUCGCGCUGGGGUGUGACACCGGUUCAAGGCAGAACAGCUGUCGACACCCGACAUUUAUUCGAGCAGGCGUUCGCUCCUCGGUCCAAGGACACUUCCGUGUUACUCGAUGAAACAGUUGAAACCAUUGCAGCAGCCGAGCCGUUUCAAUCUUCGUUCCAUCCAAAUCAAUCCGGCUAUGUUUCUGUGCCACAGCAACAGCAACAGCAGCAGCGGCAGCAACCACCCCAGCAACAACAACGACAGCAACAACAGUUCUCUGACGUGCAGUCCUCCUUCCUUCGAGGUAGCAAUUUGAACGACUCAGUGUACCCUUCUCAAGGGUCUCAAACACCCCGGGGCGAGCGCAUGCCAUCGACUGGCGCCACAUACACUCAGACACCCCAGCAACAAUCACAGCCUCCGCGCGCUUCCUACUCGCAGCAAAUGUUUGCCUCGUCAGCAUCUCCUUAUGCACACACUCAAAGCUACCCGCCUCAGCAGAAUGUUUCGUCGCCUCAAUCGCGCCCGUCUCAACAAGGGCAGCAACAUCAGGCCCAACCACAGUUUCAAACACAAGCCCGGCCGCAGCAACAACAACCGCAGCAACAACACCAGCAACAACACCAGCAACAACACCAGCAACAACACCAGCAACAACACCAGCAAACCCAACCUCGAGGCUUGCCAUCGCUGGAAUCAUUGAGACUGACAGGAGACAAGUUCCCCUUCCCUGAAGAAUACGCACGAAUGAAACUGUCGCAGCUAUUGCAGGCGAUUGCGGUGCAGGAGGCCAAAUUGCGCGAGGGUGCUGAGCAACGACUCGAGCAACAGCUGGCACUGGAUCGCGAUGGGUCGGCGCUUGCCGCUCUGUCGGACAACCAUGCCCAGGUGCAGGCAGAGAUGGACCGGCUCGAGGAUGAGCUGGGUGCGCUCAAGCUGCUGACGGUCGAGCAACAGGCCCGCCACUUGGAGGCUGUCAGGGCGUUUGCGGCAAUCUCGCAGGCGUUGGAAACCAAGCAACGGGAACACGCCGAGUUGGCGUACCAAAACAACAGCGCACAGCUGCUGCUGGCAGAGUGGCAGGACGAGCUCGUCCAACGGCAGGCCAACGUCCAGCACGUGCGACUCGAGUCUGACGACGCGAGACGCUUGGCAACCGAGCACCUCGAGGAAGCUCAACAGGCACUUCUAAGCACGCAGGAGCGGAUUGAAUCCACGCGUGAAGCUUUGCAAAAGAUUGAGGAAGAGUCCAUCGAGGCUCAGGCGCAAAAGCGAGUGGCUGCUGCGCGCCUCGAAGAAGUCGGGGAAUUGCUCCAACAGCGGCUGACUGAAAACGCGCGCAUCACGUUGGCCCUGCAGGCCCAGAGUCAGUUGCUGGAGCGCGUCGAGAUGGACAAGCGGGAGGCUGAGAAAGCCCUUGCUCACACGCUGGAGCGACACCGUGCCGCCGAGACGCUUGCCGCACAGGCCCAGGCCGAGCGCGAGCAGGUGGAGUCAACGUUGCAAAUACUCCUCAGGCAGCGCGAUUCCCUUCAGCUGGAGCUGGCCCAGCUGCAAGAGGACACUGCGCGCCACGCACGAAUCCUGGAUGCGGCUCGGGCCGAUGCCCAGCUCGAGCGCACUCGCUGGGAGCAGCAACGCCAGCAGCGCGAGCAGCAGGAUCAGUUGGAACGCCAAGAGCGCGAGCUCAAGCUCCAGCGAGAGCGGCAGGAGCACGAGCGUCAGCUGGCGCUGGAGCGCGCUGCCGAUGAAGAACGGCGUCGCGUUCGUGCUGAAGAAGUAAAGCAGCAGCAAGCAGAAGACGCCAAGCGGAGAGAGCAGGCCGAGGCAGCGAAGCGUCAAGAGCAGGUCGAGGCAGCAAAGCGGCAAGAGCAAGCAGAGGCAGCGAAGCGUCAAGCGCAGCAGCAGCAGCAGCAGCAGCAGCAGCAGCAGCAGCAGCAGCAGCAGCAGCAGCAGCAGCAGCAACUGCAGCAGCAACAACAGCAGCAGCAACGGCAUCAAGCGGCCGUUCUGUCGCCCGUAAAGCAACCUGCAGCCGCCUCGGAGGUAGCACAACAGCCACCAGUGGUACCGCUCUCAGCUCCGGCAGCAGCAGCAGCAGCAGCAGCUGGCGUCCAUCCUCAAGCCUGGGCUGGCGGCAUUCCGACCAGCAAGCCCGCCACAGCCACGGGCCGACCAAUCUACCUGCCUGCCGAUGGAGAUGUGGCGUUGCUCCCGCCGAUGGCGUACUGGGAGACGGUCGGCACUGUUGUGGGUCGCUCUGCAACCGCGGCGAUUGCUUCUCAUCUGCAAGAGCACCCGAUCGCCUCGUCGACCGCGGCCCCGCCCGUCCUUCUUCCCAAUGCGAUGCCCAGCUUCCAAUCCGUUCCUGCCUCCUCGAUGCCACACUUUUUCAACUCGUCCAACUUUGAUGGGCGUUCGGCAGGCGGACCUGGGUUGGGCGCCGCCCCGCCCAUGUUCCCUCCUGCGGCCAUCAUCCCGCCGCCAGGCGCCAGAGUGUGGCGAUUCGACACGCCAGACACCUAUCCAGAGAUUGCCCCGACCGUCUACCCUCCUCGCACGACAAUGCCGCACCUGCCGUCGACCGCCGCCGACGAGCUUCGUCAAAAGCUCGCUCUCUGGCGCCAGCAGUUCGAUCGCGACUUGAAGCUCGAGCUCGAGGCCAGCAUGGCUGCAUUGACGCGCCCGAAACAGGCGUACCACGACCAAGUUGUCCAGUUGACCAUGCAGCUCAAGAGUGCCCAGGAUAUUUUCUUGAACAACUCGACCAUUACCACGACCACGCAUCAAGCCACCAGCACGUACUCUGGCUCAGUCAUGUAUCAUCAUCAUCACCAUGUCUAGUCGAGACGGAGGAGUCGAGGCGGUCUUUCCUUUUUUUCUUUCUUUUGGGUUGAUACAGUAUUACAUCCAGGUGUUAUUAUUAUUUUCAUUUUUUGCAAUACAG
This is a messenger RNA of Capsaspora owczarzaki ATCC 30864, 4767 nucleotides long. RefSeq lists its product as hypothetical. The transcript is spliced from 5 exons. Lineage: Eukaryota; Filasterea; Ministeriida; Capsasporidae. The coding region runs from base 54 to 4664 and encodes 1536 amino acids. Gene Ontology annotation, molecular function: protein binding. The record is from RefSeq and is a predicted model, not a curated record.